AUGACUGUGGCAAACAACAAGUCAACCACAGAGGAAGUACUGGCGUUCUACGAAGCAUACUACCAACUAUCAAAAUUAUUCAACAGUAGUAGCAAUCUCGUGAGCGUCCAUCUCAAGCCUGGGCAAAUUGUUAUGAUACAUAAUACGCGAGUCCUGCACGGGAGAACGGGGUUCAAAGCGACACCUGAAACCGGGACCAAAGUAUCGAGGUGGUUACAAAGCACGUUUUUGGAAUGGGAUAUGGUGUUCUCAAAACUUCGAAUUCUACAGAAGAACCUUGGUCUCGAAACGCCGCACUUAUACACAGAAUCCAAUGACUUUUUCUAA
Molecule: messenger RNA, 327 nt
Organism: Paramuricea clavata
Lineage: Eukaryota; Metazoa; Cnidaria; Anthozoa; Malacalcyonacea; Plexauridae
Source: the annotation of a GenBank genome assembly